GUGACAAAAAAAGAGGAAAUCAUUUUGCUCGGGGACGGGCAAUAUGACUCGCCUGGGUAUUCUGCAAAAUAUGUUAGCUAUAUCAUCAUGGAUUCGGCAACAGAACAAGUUGUUGACUUUGUCGUCUUUCAACGAGGCCAGGUUUCAGGAGAGCUUGAGAAAGAGGCUUGUCAGUAUCUGCUUCUUAGACUGAUGGAGCUAAUUCCUCAUGAAUUAUUUGAUGGGUUUUGCACUGAUCGUCACUCAGGGAUACGGGCAAUGAUGCAAAAGGAACCGUUCAAAAGUGUUCUCGCUCACUAUUUCGAUGUUUGGCACCUAGCAAAAACUUUGAUGAAGGUGUUCCAAGCCACAUGUAGACUGAAGGUGUUGGCUGACUGGAAGGUGUCGAUUGUCAACCAUUUUUGGGCGUGCUGUAGAAACUGCAAGGGAGACGGCAAACUACUGGUUGAAGAAUUUCAGUCCUUUCUCUUCCACAUCCAAAAUGUGCACCAAUUUGAGGGCAGCAAACUUACAGCAUGCCGACACAAGCCCAUCACACCUGAAAAGGAGAGGAAGAAAAAAUGGCUCAUCCCGGGAAAGCAUGUAAAAGAGUUGAAGGCGAUUGAAAAACUUGUGAACGACAAGAAAUUUUGUGCCGACAUUCAACAUGCUGCUAGAUUUGUGCACACCGGUGUGGUGGAGAGGCUCAACAAUCAAUCGAUGAAAUACCAACAGAAGUACUGCUCCUUUGGCCACAGAGCCAUGGUUUGCAGGAGAGCGCUUGCCUGCUUGGAGCAGAACAACAAGUUGAGACACCCAUCAGAUGUUGUUGCUCUGGAUGACAUCUACGUCAAACAGUCCGGUCGUCGGACUUUGCGGAAAAGGUACCGAAAAAGGGCAGAUGAUUGGCGACGACAUCUCCACGAAAGCAUAAUUGCAGCUCUUGUCUUCCCUCAUCAAUUCCACUACGACGAGAACUCUGUGAAAAAGUUGCUAUAUGAGAAGCCUAUCCCCAAAAACAUCAGCAAAAAGCCUCCGAUGACUCCAGAGGAAAGAGCCAGAAAUUUGAUGUCUCGUCUACAUGACUGCGGGGUUGUUGAUGAAGAAGCUGAAGAUAGUGAAUAAAAAUUCAUCUGGCUAACACUGAAUUUUGAUUUCAAUUGUAACCAAAAACACUAAUUGUAUUUGGAUUAUGUUAAUAUUUUUAAAUUGUGACGAUAUUGAAUAUUUUUCAAGUAAUUUUAAUUUGUAAAAAUUAUCAGGCAAAUAGAAUUAUUUGAAUUUAAAAAAAAAAUUGGACAUUUUUAGAAAUUUAUUCUGCGGCACCAAAGUUAUUUUUCACAUUUUAGU
Messenger RNA from Neocloeon triangulifer, 1329 nucleotides. RefSeq lists its product as uncharacterized. The record is from RefSeq and is a predicted model, not a curated record. NCBI's taxonomy places the organism in Eukaryota, Metazoa, Arthropoda, Insecta, Ephemeroptera, Baetidae. The transcript is spliced from 3 exons. Bases 88 to 1104 code for a protein of 338 amino acids.